Messenger RNA from Tigriopus californicus, 1208 nucleotides. RefSeq names its product tubulin polymerization-promoting protein homolog. The transcript has 4 exons. The coding region runs from base 376 to 942 and encodes 188 amino acids. Gene Ontology annotation, cellular component: microtubule. Gene Ontology annotation, biological process: microtubule bundle formation; microtubule polymerization; positive regulation of protein polymerization. Gene Ontology annotation, molecular function: tubulin binding. The record is from RefSeq and is a predicted model, not a curated record. Lineage: Eukaryota; Metazoa; Arthropoda; Copepoda; Harpacticoida; Harpacticidae.
AGUACGCACAUUCUGCUUCAGAGCUCCGGUAGAUCUGUUCCAAACUCAGCCGAAGCUCGAUUCACAAUCGGGUGGAACAAGAGGGAGCAUGGUCCCAGAAAAGCCCAACCACAGCAUUUCGGGCCUGCUCGAUUCAGGCGGGCCUUGCUACAGUUCAGCCCGACACAUCCACGCACAUCCACUAUAGUCUACCAAGAACUUUGGUACAAGGCUGACCUUCCUCCCUUCGCCAAACAUCGUCUCUGAGAUCCUUUUUGGCCCUUCUCCUUCUCUCAGUUGCGAGAGAUAGCGGAAUCCUCAUUCACUAUACCACACAUCUUGCCAUUAAGUGGAUUAUAGUUUGGGCGUGACGAUUCUGACUGUCAAUCCACAACUAUGGCAGAAGCCAAUGCUCAGGAGGCCAAUUCAGGAUCGGAUUCGGGAUCCAGGCCCACAUCAGCAAGUACGACCGGAGGCAAGGCUGCUCUGAAGGAGCAAUUUGCGGCCUUUGCCAAGUUUGGGGACAAGACUGCUGACGGAAAAACCAUCAAGCUUUCUCAAUCGGACAAGUGGUUCAAACAAGCCAAGGUGAUUGAUGGCAAGAAGGUCACCACCACAGACACCGGGAUUGCCUUCAGAAAAAUAAGCAAGAAUGGUCCAAAAUUGACGUUUACCGAGUGGAACAAAUACUUGGAUGAGAUUGCAGCCACGAAGAAAAUAGACCAAGGAGAAUUAAGCACGAAACUGACUGAAUGCGGAAAACCUGGCCUAUCGGGUGCCACGGUGGUCCAAAAAAGCUCGGUGACGGACCGCUUGACCGACACAUCCAAGUAUGGAGGAACUCACAAGCAACGAUUCGACGACGAUGGGAAAGGCCGUGGAAAAUCUGGUCGGGCCGACGCCAAAGGCGAUGGCUACGUCAGUGGCUACAAGCACAAAGACUCUUACGACAAGGCCCAUUAGUCAUCAUUCUCAACGCGAGAUUAAUGAAACGCAGCAUCCUAAAUCUGAAUUGGUCUGAUUUAUUCUCAUUCACUUCCUCAUAUGUGUUCAAAUCUGCAAAUAGCGACAGCUUCGCUUCCUUUUGAGUGCCGAAAUAAGUUCAGAUCACCCCUCAAACUCAAUUGAGUAUUCAAAUUUGUGUCCCAUCAAACUGCUUUCUAUAUAAAUACAUCCAUAACAUACUUGUUCAAGUAAGAUUCUAUUGAAUAAAGGCGAAAUCCUGCUUU